Molecule: messenger RNA, 2372 nt
Organism: Cornus florida
Lineage: Eukaryota; Viridiplantae; Streptophyta; Magnoliopsida; Cornales; Cornaceae
Product: NADP-dependent malic enzyme-like
Exons: 20
Coding region: 232-2157 (641 amino acids)
Biological process (GO): pyruvate metabolic process; malate metabolic process
Cellular component (GO): chloroplast
Molecular function (GO): malate dehydrogenase (decarboxylating) (NAD+) activity; NAD binding; malate dehydrogenase (decarboxylating) (NADP+) activity
Source: RefSeq, a predicted model, not a curated record
ACAUCUGAUCCUUCCCUGGCUCUUUCCGGUCUAUGUCCUGAUAAAAGCUUAUUAGCUCAAAGACAGGUACGAGAGAGAGAGAGAGAGAGAGAUAGAGGAGAUAUAAGGAGACCUGCACUAAAGAAUCCCUUUCUCUUUCUUCUCAUUUCUCUCUCUACUCGCCCCAUCCUUUCUACAGCUUCUUAGCAGGAACGAAGCGAAAGACUUUGUCUUUCCCAUUAUUUCUUCGCCAUGAUCUCGUUGAACGGAAGCACUUUUCUGAACAACUCUCUUUAUGGGGUUUCCAGAAGCUUAGCUCAGCCGCAGAGAAGAGUCUCAGCUCCAUUGGUGGUGGCUGUGAGCUCAAAUGGCCGACCAGCGGAUCGAAACGUCACCGUAUUGAUGGAGAGUACUCUGAAGGAGAUGAGAGAUGGUGCUUCUGUGCUGGACGUGGACCCCAAAUCUACCGUCGGUGGUGGGGUUGAGGACACGUACGGCGAGGACAAAGCCACCGAGGAUCACCCUGUAACCCCUUGGACUGUCUCUGUUGCUAGUGGUUAUUGCUUGUUGCGGGAUCCACAUCAUAACAAAGGGCUUGCCUUCUCUGAGAAAGAAAGGGACGCCCACUACUUGCGUGGUCUUCUUCCACCAGUAGUUGUCAGUCAAGAGCUUCAGGUCAAGAAACUUAUGCACAACCUUAGACAGUAUGAAGUACCAUUACAGCGGUACAUGGCAAUGAUGGAUCUUCAGGAGAGAAAUGAAAGGCUUUUCUACAAGCUUCUCAUUGAUAAUGUCGAAGAACUGCUCCCAGUCGUCUACACUCCAACAGUUGGUGAGGCAUGCCAAAAGUAUGGAAGCAUCCUUGGGCGUCCUCAGGGUCUAUUUAUUAGUUUGAAGGAGAAGGGUAGAAUUCUAGAGGUAUUGAAGAAUUGGCCUGAGAAGAAAAUUCAAGUUAUUGUUGUCACUGAUGGGGAGCGGAUUUUGGGGCUUGGGGAUCUUGGCUGCCAGGGAAUGGGAAUACCUGUUGGGAAACUUUCUUUAUACACAGCACUUGGUGGGAUUCGUCCUUCAGCUUGCUUGCCUAUAACAAUCGAUGUUGGAACAAACAAUGAGAAGAUGUUAGAUGAUGAAUUCUACAUUGGGCUUCGGCAAAGGAGGGCAACUGGACAGGAAUAUGCCGAACUUCUGCAUGAAUUUAUGGCUGCAGUCAAGCAGAACUACGGGGAGAAAGUCCUCAUUCAGUUUGAAGACUUUGCAAAUCACAAUGCCUUUGAUCUGCUUGCAAAGUAUGGCACCACUCAUCUUGUUUUCAAUGAUGAUAUACAGGGGACAGCAUCAGUGGUCCUUGCAGGGCUCAUUUCAGCACUAAAGUUAGUUGGAGGAACCUUAGCUGAGCAUACAUUUUUAUUCCUUGGAGCCGGAGAGGCUGGCACUGGAAUUGCUGAACUCAUAGCUCUUGAGAUGUCAAAACAAACAGGAGCCCCAUUGGAAGAGACUCGCAAGAAGAUUUGGCUUGUGGACUCAAAGGGUUUGAUUGUUAACUCCCGCAUGGAAUCACUUCAACAUUUCAAGAAACCCUGGGCCCAUGAACAUGAGCCUGUUAAAGAACUUGUGGAUGCUGUUAAGGCAAUCAAGCCAACAGUGUUGAUCGGGUCAUCAGGAGCAGGAAGAAAAUUUACGAAAGAAGUGAUCGAGGCUAUGACAUCAUUUAAUGAGAAGCCCAUUAUUCUCGCUCUUUCUAAUCCUACUUCACAAUCUGAAUGUACUGCUGAAGAAGCUUAUACUUGGAGUGAGGGACGUGCCAUUUUUGCUAGUGGGAGCCCAUUUGCCCCUGUUGAAUAUAAUGGGAAAGUUUAUGUGUCUGGCCAGGCAAAUAAUGCAUACAUUUUCCCUGGAUUUGGUCUGGGUCUGAUAAUUUCUGGUGCUAUCCGUGUUCAUGAUGACAUGCUUCUGGCAGCUUCGGAAGCUCUAGCCGAACAGGUCACAGAGGAGAAUUUUGACAUGGGACUCAUAUACCCACCCUUCACAAACAUCAGGAAGAUUUCUGCCCAUAUCGCUGCCAAGGUGGCUGCUAAGGCUUAUGAACUUGGAUUGGCUACUCGUCUCCCUCAACCCGAAAAUCUGGUUGCAUAUGCUGAGAGCUGCAUGUACAGCCCCAGUUAUCGAAAGUAUAGGUGAAUCAGUGGAAUGUUGUGUACUUUUUAAUCAUUUCGGAGUUUAUCGUAUGGGAUUGUCAUUUAUCAUAUCAACUUUUUUUUCUUUUUCUUUUUCUUUUCCACAUUCAUUUCCAUUUUCUUCCAACUUGUAAGUUAUAUAAAUUGUUGGUGGGUAGUUAGAGAACCAUGGAGGGUGUUGCUAGUCAGAUCAUUAAAGAUCAAUUUUAGCUUUAUACA